AUGAGUGUGAACGCACUCCUUCGUGGGACAUUGGUUAUGGUCCUAGUGCUGCUUUCUUCCAAGGCAUUUAUUUGGAAAGGCGUUUACUCCAACAAGGAUAUUCCAGUUAUCGCAAAGCUGUUCGGCGAGCCGGAUGUAUUCGAUCUGAGUUGGCGUCAUAAUGCUGUACUGGUCCGACGUGCUGCUAGAGCCGGACGAUUAUCUCGCCAAGCUGCUGUUGAUGUUAUGGCUAGCGACCCAGUGGUUACGAUGCCUGUUGAUUCGGCUAUGAAUACUAGUGAGGCUGCUGCUCAAACUAAUUGUCGGUUGUUCAUAAGCAACCUGAGUUAUGAUGCUAGUGAGAAGCAGGUCCUGGAUGCACUCAGGAGUAUUCUGAAGCUUUCUGGGCAUCAACUGAGUGGUGAAUUAGAUGGUGAGGAAGAGAGGGCUGAGAUUAAGUUGGAUUAUGUGUUGGACGCCGAGAGACCAUCUUCUACGGAUCCUGGACUCGGUCGACGAGCUGCAAUAGCGAGAGACGUGGCUACGUGUCAGAGACUCCGUGAGAUGGGUGGUUCGUGGUAUGAUGAUUUUGAGAAGGAGUUGCAAGAUAUGGAGGCUAAGGGAUACAUACGGCCGUUAACUCCGGCUGAAGUACGGGAGGAUUUUCCUGUGGCAAGCACCGUCUUGGCACUACGUCCAGGUCAUAAGACCCAACCUGUUCGUAUUACUAUCGAUGCUCGUGGUAUUAAUGCUCGGCUCGACUCUGGCGAUGUUAGUAUGCUACGUAAGGCUCUUAAAGUUAUCCUACCGCGGAGUAGAAUGGCCCCCUUCGUAGCUUUCGAAGACGUGGUUAGAGCAUUCCCUCAACUACUACUACAUAUUCCUGAUACUGUUAGUCUCAUUUUCAGGAUUCUCAUCAGUCGACGUGAUCGUGGUGGUCAGUUGUUGCUCUCCCAGGCUAAUAUGCACUGUCAGCCAGCCAAAAGCAUCGAGCUAUCUGAUCCGACUUUCAUGGAACGACCUGACAAUCCAAAUGAUUACAGGGUUCCCGGUCAAUCAUCUAGUUUGGUACAACUCGGGUUGUUAGCCUAUCUGUAA
Molecule: messenger RNA, 1077 nt
Organism: Perkinsus marinus ATCC 50983
Lineage: Eukaryota; Perkinsozoa; Perkinsida; Perkinsidae
Exons: 7
Coding region: 1-1077 (358 amino acids)
Source: RefSeq, a predicted model, not a curated record